AUGGAUUCCACUAAAUAUCAGCAAAUUCUGGAUGUCAGUGUGAAACAGUCAGCCAAGAAGCUGAAGCUGAAAAGAACUUGGCCCCUACAACAAGACAAUGAUCCUAAACAUACCGCAAAAGCUGCCAUCAGGGGCUGUAAGAAGAGAUACUUUAUGAUGGUAUUAAUUCUGAAUCCAGAGACGAGUCUUCUGUUGCUUCUUUUCUUACCCGGGGUACGCUUUGAGGUAUUUCAGAUCAAAAACUUGGAUUGCUUAAAUGACUAUGUAGAAGAGAUGUAUUGCUUCUGGGAGAUUACUCAUUUUAGUGGGAAAUGUGCUGAGCACUUUCUGCUGACAUUCAACGACAGUGAAUCAAAAGUGGGUGACUGCAUCCCAGAAAACAUGCAAGGAGCAGAUGGUUCCAUUUAUCCCAAUAAAUGUAUUUGCUACAUUCCUGUUGAUCCUAUAAUCGUAGGUACCUCCCAUACCAUUGCGCUAAAGGCUAAUGGAGAAGUGCUUCAAAUCAAAGACGUCAAUGCAUAUCUAAAAGUUAAGCCAAGAUGCCCGACUAAUUUAACACUGGAGCAUGAUAAUCACGAGGCCGUAACGGUGCGCUGGGACACAGGCUAUUCUAAAAAUAAUCCUCUAUACACACGGCUGAUUUUUCAAAUUCAACUUACUAACAAGCAAGACCCCAAUGAGCUGGAAAAUUUCACUAUCCACAAAGAACAACUUCCCUAUCAAAUACACAAGAGAACACAAAGACGUGGAUAUGAUUACAGGAUUAAAGUCAGGUCAAAACCAGAUGGAUAUAUACAUGGGACAUGGAGUGACUGGACCCCAGUUGCUGAAUGGUAUAAUGAUUACAGCCUCACAACCAAUGAGAUUCUGAAGGUUUCCAUACCAAUUUCCGGAGUCCUGAUCGUCUUGUUCAGUUUACUGUGCUAUUUCCUUGUCAUUAUUUGUAGGAAAAAGUGGUGGGAUAUUCCGGAUCCUGCAAAAAGCCAACUGGCCCAGAGCAAACUAUUCAUGUCAGAUAUUGGUUUUUAUUCACAGGAACCAGUGUCAGAACCAGCCUUGAAUAAUAACUUCUUGCCAUUAAUUUCCAAUAAACGGAUUUCAAGUAUAACUCCAGUUAAAUGGUUCAACAAGGUGAUCUUUGGUGAACGUGAAGACUGUAGCAGAAACUAUUCUUUCAAUGGAUAUCGUAACCUUCUUAUCCCUGAGUUUACAGAAGUUGAAUACAUUGUGGAUAUAUGCCCACUUAAAGACGAUCCAAGCAAGGAUAAAAGAGAAGAUGAUGCAGCAGAAGACUUGGGAGAGCUACAUUUAGAAUUUGACAUCUCCAUCAAUAAAAUGUUUCUCGAUAUAUUAAAUGACAAUCCAAUUAAACAUGAAGCACCAGUAACAGAGACAAAUGAGAUAAUGAGGCCUGACAAAGAAAAUGUAUUUCAGAAUCCAAAUGAUUUUGCCCAUUUUAAGGAUAUCUGCAUGAAACAGGUAUCAUAUGUGUCACAGAUUGCAACCAGCUCUACGUGUUCUUAUUACAACUGCAAGCAAGAUCAUUCUUUAGUAACAGAACAGUCAAAACUUUUUUGCAAUAACCAGGACCAAAGUGUUCCACUGGAGUCACUACCUUACCGGCCAGCAGCAGCAGCAGGAUUUCUCAAGUACCAUUUAGAUGGUGGCUCUGAUGACGAUACAUGCGAGAAACUGGACUACAGCCUCCUUACCAAGACAGUUGCAACGUUACAAAACAAAAAUAAAAUGUUAAAUAGUUUAACUGAUGAAGAAAACUGUCUGUCCCCAAAGAUAUGUCCUAAUAGUAGAUUUAAUCAAAAAAGACAUCUCUCUCUGCCUUUCUCCCAUAAUAGACCUGAUGGCCUUUGUUUCCAGGAAAAUAUAAUAAACAGUUCAGUCACAGUUUGCAACCAAACCAAUACCAUCAUUAAGGAACCGCAAAAUGAUGCAGCAGAAACGUAUGCCGCUACCAUGGUUGAAAUCUCUGGAUACCAGAGCUUUGUAGAUGCAGUUAAUCAAGAAGAAACAUUGGCUACUUAUACUGCUGGAAAUACCAAAGUCCCUAUAAUACAGUCAGGAUAUACAUCUUUUCAUAGUGCCCUGAAGGAGGUACAAAAUGAGCCAGAUUUAGAAAAUGGCAAUAUAUUCUAUAAUUUACACGGACUUGUGUUUGGUGAUACAGAGCUCACCAGAAUGUAUGCCCUCCAAGCCCCAGUGAAUGAAGGUCAUGUAACAAAUAUAAACUCGGGGGAAGGUUUUGGGUGUGAUUGUUCUGACUCUUUAAAUUUCCAUUUCAAUGAGAGUUGCUUUGAUAAUUACUGUAAACAUGCUACAGGAUCACAGAAGCGUCUAUCUAUGUCUUCGGUUUCUUCUGAUGAUUCCUACAGCGAUGGAGCGGCAGCAUAUGAACAUGAAAGUAAUGGUGGGGCAAUAUAUGCCUUGACAUUUGACAUAUCCGACCAUUCAGGGAAUUUCAAGAAAAGGUAUGGACAUAACAUCUCAGCUGGCAAGAAGGAUGAGAUUAGUGUGAAUUCAUUUCCAUCGCAGCUUGAUCAUUUUACACUAAAUGCAGACAAAGACAUCUUUCAGAAUCACCUUUCUUUAAAUAGUUUUGAUAAUUCAUCCAAAAAGCACGCCAUGGAGUUUGAAAAUAUCUCAUAUUUACCAAGCUUCUAUUCUUUAAGGACCAACCAUACCUGUUCCAAUGACUAAACAUGUAAGUCACAUGAAAUGGAUGGCAAAGGGGAGACUUUUUUUGGAGUUAUUUUCAUAGCAUUUCGUCCUUCAAAUUUGUUUCCUUUGCAUUUAAUGAAAGACACUGGAUCACUGGAUCAAUGUAAUAUUCUUCAUCAGACUGCUUUUAAAUGGCAAAUUUUAAUUGCGCAUUGCAAAAUUUAGGGCAUGUUUGAAGGUGGCAUAAUCUUUUGGAGAAUUAAAAGUUUUAAAACAUA
This is a messenger RNA of Xenopus tropicalis (tropical clawed frog), 2951 nucleotides long. RefSeq lists its product as uncharacterized. The coding region runs from base 1 to 2712 and encodes 903 amino acids. The record is from RefSeq and is a predicted model, not a curated record. Gene Ontology annotation, molecular function: nucleic acid binding; cytokine receptor activity. NCBI's taxonomy places the organism in Eukaryota, Metazoa, Chordata, Amphibia, Anura, Pipidae. Gene Ontology annotation, biological process: production of molecular mediator involved in inflammatory response. The transcript is spliced from 10 exons. Gene Ontology annotation, cellular component: membrane.